Molecule: messenger RNA, 1373 nt
Organism: Prunus avium (sweet cherry)
Lineage: Eukaryota; Viridiplantae; Streptophyta; Magnoliopsida; Rosales; Rosaceae
Gene: STO
Product: B-box zinc finger family protein
Biological process (GO): regulation of DNA-templated transcription; photomorphogenesis
Cellular component (GO): nucleus
Molecular function (GO): zinc ion binding
Source: RefSeq, a predicted model, not a curated record
AUUUUGAUAUUGGAAAAAAAAAAAAUCCAAAUCCUUAUCUCCUCCACAACACAAACACCACAAAACCUCUCACAGCUUCUUCAGCAACUCUGUCCACCAAUUACUUUACUUGGCCAAGAAAUUAAUUUUAUAUCAUACAAACAAUCAUCACUCCAAUAAUCUCUCUCUCUCUCUCUCUUCAUUUCUACCUGUUGAAACUUUCUUGUUAUUCCUAGACAGUCUUUCUCAUAUCUGCCCUAACUUUUGGUGAAGGGUUCUGGAGGUUUUUCCACAAAUAAGCUGUUUCUGCUUUCUGGAAAAGCUGGCUGCUUGGAUCACCUCUGGCAUCUUCUGGCAGUUAUACAAGUGUUCUCAGCUGUGGCUAGUUCUUGUUUGGUAAAAUCAAGCUUGGGCAGAAAGAAAGAGAUCAAGAGGAAGAUGAAAAUUCAGUGUGAUGUGUGCGAGAAGGCUCCGGCGACGGUGAUUUGUUGCGCCGACGAGGCAGCUCUGUGCGCCAAAUGUGAUGUUGAAGUGCACGCAGCAAAUAAGCUUGCAAGCAAGCAUCAGAGGCUUCUUCUAAAUUGCCUCUCCAGCAAGCUCCCUAGAUGUGACAUAUGCCAAGAUAAGGCAGCUUUUAUAUUCUGCGUUGAAGACAGAGCCCUCUUUUGUCAGGAUUGUGAUGAAUCAAUUCAUUCAGCCAAUAGCCUCUCUGCAAACCACCAGAGGUUCCUUGCCACUGGAAUCCGAGUGGCAUUGAGCUCCAGUUGUACUAAGGAAGCUGAAACAAGUAGCUUGGAGCCACCCGAGCGUAACACACAGCAGAUUUCAACAAAAAUUUCAGCACCACAGGCUUCUGGCGUCUCGUCACCUUGGGGCGUCGAUGACUUACUGCGAUUAUCAGAUUUUGAAUCUUCUGACAAGAAAGAGUCAUUUGAGUUUGGAGAGCUUGAAUGGAUAGCAGAUAUGGGUCUUUUUGGUGAGCAGUUUCCUCAGGAGGCCGUGGCAGCAGCUGAAGUUCCUCAGCUUCCAGCAUCACAGCCAAGCAAUUUUGCCUCAUAUAGACCCCCAAAAUCGAACGGCCCAUACAAGAAGCCUAGGAUUGAAAUCUCAGAGGAUGAUGAUGAGCAUUUUACCGUUCCUGAUCUUGGCAUAUUUUAGACGUGUAUCAACUUGAUGGUAUUAGUUGAUAGGUUGAAUUAUAUAUCUUCAUACUAAGUACAUACCCGUAUGUAUUUACGUACGUAUCUAAGAAUGUAUAAUGCAUUUUGGGAGAUUAGCUUUUUUCCGUUGUCUUUUUCAUUUGACCCAUAAAAUAAACAUAUGUAAUUUUGCCUCCUUGGCUACAAGACCAUAUGGCACAGAUAUAAUACCAAGUGACAGCAGUAGUUGGUGUU